AUGACCCUGCGCAUCCUGUCUCCGAGCAGAGAGAGCGGUAGCCGGGCCGACAAUGAGCAGGACAACCAAGAGUGCCGAUUGGCGCAUGGCUCGGCAGAGAAUGCGCCCCCGUCGUCAGGUCUCAGACGGUCCAUAAACAGCAAGCUGAUCUGCCCCAAGCGUCGAAGGCUGCAGCUGCGAGACUCUAUUCUGCUGACGCGCAAAGAUUCGGCCGAGUCAUCGAAUGGCGCUACGUCGACAGAUGCGGGUACGCCACGCGAGCCGCCUCCAGCGCCGUUGGGACAGCAACGAGCAGCAUCAGAGACGUCGGAGAUGAGCAGCAUGCCAUCAACGCCGUCCAGGUCGAGAAUGCCAGAUCUGCCGAGGCUCGGACUCCGUCCUCGCGAUCACCCACCCAACAUCCCGCAGCCGCCGACCCCCCCCGCGCGUUUGCCGCCGAGGGAGCCUAGCUUGGACAGCCGCCAAGUGACGGUGAGGAAUUCCGCCAACAGCUCGUGGCCGGUAGCCGAAAAGCCACUAGUGUCUCGGAUAUGUUCCAUGAUCCUGGAUGAAGAAUUCGGCGCCGGUGCCGACCGGUCUUCCACCUCGCUCAAGGUCUGGGAAACGGUGGUUCGGUGUCUAGAUGACGUCUCGCAACUCGCACCACCAGCAACCGCUGGCAAGCAAGGCGAGCGGUCCUCCUCAGAGCAUCAGGCUCCGGAGUCGGGACUUCCUCUUGGGUCGUACGAUACCAUGAUUUGCAACGCCGGUGUUGCAGGUGUCGCGGAUGACAAGGCUAGUGGCGCAAGCCUUGAGGCUAAAGUAGUUGAGCUUAAGGACAAGCCAACACCCGGACAUUCAACACUUUUUCAACCCCUAAGCGGCCACAGCCGCUCGCAUGCGCUGCCAUGUCCAUACAGACUCAGGAAUCCGACACGGUUUAACGUCACUGACAAGUGGCAAUGCGCCACUGGCAAAUGGAAGAGCCUCGAUGAGUUACAGGCACAUAUUGUCAAGGAGCACAAGCAUUCGGGCAACGACCAAUUAUUUCAGUGCCCACGGUGUGAAGAAGGGUUCUCGGAACCCGCUGCUUUCAGGGACCAUAUGAUGUUGCCGAAAGACAAGAUGUGCGACCCCAGGUCCGAGGACUCCUCCACGGGCGGCAAUGUGGAAGACGGCCUCACGGCUGCCAGGGCCCGAGAUCUUUGCGACAAGAUCAAGAACGAGACAUUAAGGUCCUGGGACGAACUCUGGCGAUGGCUGUUCCCAACGGACAAGGUAGCGCCGCGGCCUGUAAUCCUCCCCGCUGUUGAGCUCCCGCAGGUGGAACAAGAGGUGUUUGCGAGCAGCAGCAUGUCGAGUCUCAAGGCCAGCCUGGAGGAGCGUCUCAGGCUCCUGGCGCUGCAGUCGGCCAACGACGACUCGUUCUCGGCGCAGAUACCCUUCAUAACUGGGUCUUUGGCUCUGGUUGUAGAAGCACAUCUUCGCAGCGUGUUUAUCGCCUGCCGCAACCAGCCUCCUGGCCCCUCCAGGAAGGUGUCUUCGACAACCACAUCAACAAAGGACUCGCCGACGGGGCGACCUCGAACCUUGUCCUUAUCAUCGACGUCCAGCGCCAGGAGCGUCGACAGGCUGGACCACCGUGGUCUGGCCUUUGGCCUCUACCCAACGCAGAGCACGGCGGCGAGGGAUGCAUCUCGGGUCCCAAUACACCGAAAAAGAGACAACAGCAAUGGGAGGAGGCCCGUCAAGUCACUGCGGGCCGCAACGGCACCGGUUUCGACGAUGCUCACGGUCCCUUUCCCGCGCAUCUCGACGCUGACGGAGCUGUCGGACGGGGGCUCCAACGUGGUCCCGGAAGACUGGUACCAGUCGCCGAAAGGGCUGGCCACGGACGCCGAGUACUCGUCGGGAGUUGACUCGAGCCCGGGCAGCGACGGCAGCUUCCGGGAGUCGACUCCCACGGACAUACGCUGCAGCAAGUGCAACAUGCGGCCGAGCCUGCGGCCGGACGAGGACAUAUUCACGGGCGGCAGCGGUAUCGGCAGGGGUCGGCAGUCGACGGUGCAAGCGCAGGCGCAGGCGCAGGCGCAGGACCCAACAUGCCGGUUCUCGGACUCGGGGAUUGGAAUCCUGUGCAAGAGCUGCCGGAUGCUGGAGGAGCUCAUCAACUCGUACUCGCGGACGUCGUCGCCAGGCAAGUCGGCCAAGAGGCGCAGCGGGGUCGGCGGGAAGGGAGCCAGGGAGACAGAGAUGAAGGGGCCGGCAGCGGCGGUGGCAGAAGCUGAAACGGAGUUGGAGGCGGAGACGGCGGUGCCGCUGUUCUCUCCGGACUCGUCGGAAACGAUUGACGAUAGCGAGGAGGAGACGCUGUUCGACAUGAUCCUCGACCAGGCGACGUACCUGGACGAGGAGGGCAACCGCAAGACGGAGAUUGUCACUUCCAUGUUUCCCCUUCCGCCGGUCGGGUUCUCCAAUUAUGAGCGGUUCGAGCAGGACGACAAUUUUUUCUGA
Messenger RNA from Colletotrichum navitas, 2493 nucleotides. RefSeq lists its product as uncharacterized. The record is from RefSeq and is a predicted model, not a curated record. NCBI's taxonomy places the organism in Eukaryota, Fungi, Ascomycota, Sordariomycetes, Glomerellales, Glomerellaceae. The transcript is spliced from 4 exons. Bases 1 to 2493 code for a protein of 830 amino acids.